UCGCGUCUUCUUUUGCACCACACACAGCCCAUCUUGAAAAAAGGGUAACGUUGGAGUAAAACGAAACGGGCUUGGAAUCGGGUUGUCCAUAGGGUGUCCAAGGCUCAUGACCACAGGCAUUUGUAAGCGAUCCCUCCAGGAUUCAAGGACUCUCCAUAACGUAGCCGAUGGGGUGUAUCGCCCGGAAUCUGUUUACGAUAUAUGAAGGUUCUUGACGAUCGAGGAUCCCCCACAUGAGCCCAUGAGGAGGAGGAGGAAGAAGAGGCACCACAAUGGAUUUUGUGUGAAACGACCCGCUACCGCCUUUUUUUUUGUCGCCAAAGGAGAGCGUGACGGCAGGUGGAAAAAAAUAAAAAAGAGAGGUAUCGCUAAAGGGACUCGGACCCCGCGGGGCACAUGUUCAGCUUCAUUUGUGUGCAGCUCAACCCAUACGUAUGCAAAACCCACGAAAUACACUCAGGAGAGAGCUUCAUCGAGAACGCGAGGGUAAAAUCCCCACAAUAUCCGCGGGUCUCUGUCUUUUUUUGUGUUGAUGAUCAAGGAUCCAGAGAUCCAAAGACUGAUACAUACACGGCAAAUGACCGAUCGCGCGAUACCACAUUGGGUAACAGUGAACAAGGAUCGUAUAAUAACAGUCAGCGUUGACGGUUGACGGUGACGGCCGCCGAUUGUCCGCUGAUAAAGACCAACGCCAAGCCUUGAAAAGACCAAAAAAUGGUUCUCGCCAGAAUAUUGCCCGUACGCACCAAACCAAAUUCCCUUACGACCGUUUCGAAAUGAAGCAAAAUUAAUACACGCGCGCUGGGCCCUUCAAACAACUCUGCGAGUCUAGACAGCCAAGACGCGUACGAAAUAGACACUCUGUGCACGUAAACAGGCUGUCGACCCGAACCACAGACUCGUAAAAGACACUGCGCCUGGCGUAGGGAAAAAGAGUCUGCAGCGGUGGUCCCAGAUGAGGAGACAACCGUCAACGUCAGCUGACGUACGAGACACGUUUGCGCAGUGCACAAGGGACUGUGCGAAUGACACCAACAAAGGUGGAUGCGGCUUCAAGACGCGCUUCGAGACGCGCUUCGAGACGCCGGCCGGGUGCUGCGCGCUCGCGCAGUAACAUCCACUCAACGACUGUCUUGCGAGGAAAUUAGCACACGUGAUCGAUCCAUGUCUGAAGACGAGACGAUCAGGGAGACAACGUCGUUGGGAACGAGUACGCGCGUAGAGCAUCCAUCACAGACAUGGCAUCUCGAGGAAAAGUUCAGACUGGAGGCUGCCAGUGCCGAGAGCGCAUCCAUGGUCUCGCGCUACGAGACAUGUCGAGCACCUCUGGUGACUGCGCAACCGAGCGAGCGACGAGCACUUUGCACCAUUGAUGCAUUAACAGGAGCAGUCAAUGCCGCGGUCCCCACCUAGAACAAGUAGAUGCAUUGAUAAAGGGCCUCCAUACCAAACAAGCAAUGUGCGUACCGACCGAGUCGAUUGAUGCAGAUAAGGGAGCUGCAGGAGUCAUCCUCAACCGUUAUGCGAACGACCGAAUGCACCACAAAAACGUUGGCAAAACACAUACCCAUUAGAGCGUAAAAACGAAACGGGAAACCAUCGCAAAUCCUUUUAAAUACACGAUUGGGAAAGGAAACGCCCAAAACCCAAACCACAAAAAAAAAACAACGCUUCCUAAUCACACGUGUAUAUUUCCACACUUACGCGUCCGGUAGCUGACUGUGCCGCUCAUCGUUCAAAGCGUCCAUCGUACCAUCGGAACUCGUUUACGGUAAAUGGGACGUUCAUUUCGGGUUUUUGUCGGAGGUUUUGGGGGGUUUUGAACAAAGUCUGGGGAUUCGGAAUGGGCAAGGAUUUAUAAACGUUCAAAAAACGUCAUAGUCCGUGGAAAGGCUGUUUUCAGGCGUUCCACAGAUGGAGGGAAGCGGUUGGAAGAUGGGCUAUGGAACGUUUUGCUUUAUGGAGGUCAUUUUACGUGGAAAACAGGUGCUUGCAAGUAAAAGGCGGUUUGCUCUUGUGCCAGGCUGGUGAAAUCAAAAGGCGUUGUCUUUGACGUAGCGUUUUCGAAUGUGGAGCUACUCUUGUAGAAGCAUAACCUUAAAUACCCUGGUUCAGAAAUCCAAGGAUCCAAAGCGCCGUCUUGAAAUUCGCAAAUCUCUGAAGGUUGGCGCCUAUCGGAGGGUCCGA
Molecule: messenger RNA, 2187 nt
Organism: Spizellomyces punctatus DAOM BR117
Lineage: Eukaryota; Fungi; Chytridiomycota; Chytridiomycetes; Spizellomycetales; Spizellomycetaceae
Exons: 1
Coding region: 1045-1413 (122 amino acids)
Source: RefSeq, a predicted model, not a curated record